Beta vulgaris subsp. vulgaris (sugar beet) is the source of this 1870-nucleotide messenger RNA. Its product is annotated as alkane hydroxylase MAH1. The transcript has a single exon. The coding region runs from base 46 to 1617 and encodes 523 amino acids. NCBI's taxonomy places the organism in Eukaryota, Viridiplantae, Streptophyta, Magnoliopsida, Caryophyllales, Amaranthaceae. Gene Ontology annotation, molecular function: monooxygenase activity; heme binding; oxidoreductase activity, acting on paired donors, with incorporation or reduction of molecular oxygen. The record is from RefSeq and is a predicted model, not a curated record.
AAGUGUCACAUAUCCAAUCAACAAAUUAAAGCAUUUUCUCCUUGAAUGAUGGUUACCAUCCAAUAUCCAGAAAUAUUUCUUGCUGUUGUAUGUUUUUUUCUCAUUUGUUACUUAACAAGACAUGGUAUUCCAUGGAAUUGGCCUUUCCUUGGAAUGUUACCAAGUAUUUUAAUCCACCUUCACCGCACACAUCACCGUUGCGUUGAUAUUCUGCAAGGCAACAAUUGCAGUUUUCUUUUCAAAGGUCCAUGGUUUGCUAACAUGGACUUCUUGAUGACAGUUGAUCCUGCCAAUAUCCAGCAUAUUAUGAGCUCAAACUUUACAAAUUAUCCCAAAGGAGAUGAAUUUCUCAAGAUAUUCGAUAUCCUAGGGAACGGGAUCUUCAAUUCCGAUGGAGAAUUAUGGAAACUCCAAAGGAAAAUCACACGAGCUCUUAUCAAUCAUCGGAGCUUCAUUCGAUUUUUGGUUAAGAUUACUUACAACAAGGUGCAGAAAGGAUUGGUUCCUAUACUCCAACAUGCAUACAAAGACGGCCUUGUCAUAGACUUGCAAGAUGUGUUUCAAAGACUUACCUUUGAUACUACAUGCUUGCUAGUCAGUGGCCAUGAUCCGGGGUGUCUCUCCCUCGAAUUCCCUCAUGUUCCCUUCUCUCAGGCCCUUGAUGAUGCAGAGGAAGCCAUAGCCUUUCGACAUCUACUCCCACAUAACUUUUGGGAGUUGCUAAAGUGGCUAGGCUUGGGGCAACCCAAAAAACUAAGCCAAGCAUGGAAAGUCCUUGAUCACUUCAUUGAUUACAUUAUAUCGAUGAAGCGUGAAGGGCUAAGGGGUGGAAAAAAAUCACCCUUCAAGUUGGAACAAGAACAAGAAGAAGAAGGUAUCGAUCUUUUAACAUCAUUCCUAAAUGAAGAAACUCGUGAUGUAACGAGUGGAAUCAAUACUAAGGAUGAUAAGUUCUUAAGAGAUACAAUUCUCAACCUCAUGCUUGCAGGACGAGACACAACUAGUUCUGCUCUUACAUGGUUUACUUGGCUAAUAACACAACAUCCUAUAGUUGAAGAAAAGAUAAGAAAUGAAUUAAAAGGAAUAGCCAAUGAAUGGCAUGUUUUCCAAAUAGAGGAAACAAACAAGCUAACUUAUCUACAUGCAGCACUUUGUGAGUGUCUAAGGCUAUAUCCUCCUGUUCCAUUCCAACAUAAAUCCCCAAUACAACCUGAAACUCUACCAAGCGGCCACCACGUAAACCCAAAGACGAAAGUAUUGUUUUCUUUGUACGCCAUGGGAAGAAUGAAGGGAAUAUGGGGCGAAGAUUGCUUCGAGUUUAAGCCAGAGAGAUGGAUAACAAAGGAAGGAAAGAUCAAGUAUGAGCCACCUUAUAAAUUUUUAUCAUUUAACGCCGGUCCAAGAACUUGCCUAGGGAAGGAAGUGGCUUUCACACAAUUGAAGAUGGUAAGCGCAACUUUGAUUCAUAACUACAAGUUUCAUGUAGUUGAUGGACAACAUGCUGAACCAGAUAUGUCGAUCGUUCUCCAUAUGAAGCAUGGAUUAAAGGUUAAGGUAAGCAACAGAUGGAGUAUGGCUUGGAACUGCAACACUCUGCAACAACACUUGACGAAUUGAUUUCAUAUUGUACGUAUGUUGUAAUUAAUGUAUGCGAACCCAUGCCAGAGAAUGCUCAGAACUGAAUCAAUGCUAGGGAUGAUACAGUAUAUGUUAUUUCUCCUUUUACCAGAUUUCAUGUGAUAGGAGUACUGUAUACUAUUGUGCUGCGUUCAGAAUUUAAGUUGCAACCUACUCUAUUAGUUGGGCAAAAAUUUAAUUUGCAGAUAUAUUCUAGUCAGUCGAUGUUUCUUUUGCCAUGUUUAGGGGGAGG